Messenger RNA from Scophthalmus maximus (turbot), 830 nucleotides. RefSeq names its product receptor-transporting protein 3. Gene Ontology annotation, biological process: protein targeting to membrane; protein insertion into membrane. Gene Ontology annotation, molecular function: olfactory receptor binding. The transcript has 2 exons. The coding region runs from base 125 to 610 and encodes 161 amino acids. NCBI's taxonomy places the organism in Eukaryota, Metazoa, Chordata, Actinopteri, Pleuronectiformes, Scophthalmidae. The record is from RefSeq and is a predicted model, not a curated record.
CUCUUGGACAAGCAGCAAUAAGAGGAGGGUUGAACAGUCAGAUGUGUCAUUUUCUCUAGCUGUUCCUUCACUGUAGAGAUCAGCUGUACGACUUUGAGGCACCAGCACCACUGGCACUGACAGGAUGGCACUAUCGGAGUGGACAUCUAUUUUCCUGAAUGAAGGACAAGGUCUCCUGCACGGAGACGCCUGGAAUCUGGAGUUUGAUUCCUCUAUUGUACCCGAGCAGCCCGAGCAGGGAUGGCAGAAGUACAUGAGGAGCACAAGUGCCAGGUUCCAAUGCACCCACUGUCCAAGGGGCUGGCCCUCCAACCGAGUGAUGGUGGUCUUCCACAUGCGGCUGAUGGGCGGGACGGGCACCGUCAAAGUGAAGCGCUUCCGUCAGAACUGCAAAAGGUGCUGCAGCGAGGCCCCGAUGGUAGAUCCCAGCAUCACCGCGGAACACAUCACCGUCCUCAUGAGGAAUCUGGUCAAGAAGAUAAGAAUUAAGUGCUACAAUGAAAACCUGGAUCAAGGCCACUAUGAUCAUGAGAGGAUUGAGGUCAAUAGUCCUCAUGAGCCUGCCCAUUGCGAGGGGUGUAUGGCAGGCAUCUGUACAAGAGUGAGCUGAGCUUUCCGAUUGUUGAGUUUGGUGCCAUUGCUUUUGGCAUCGCUUGCAACUCAACCUUCAAUGCAUGUACCCAAAACUAAUAUUGGUCCCAGACUUAUUCUAGCAGGAAGGGAGUGUUGUUUUGAGAUGGUAUGAGUUUUUUAAUUUGGUGUAAUGCUCAUAUUAAAAGUGUGUAAUGUAUAUGUUGUCAAUUGAAUAAAUGCAUCUCCAAGGAAAAAAA